AUGAUUAAGCUUCAGAAGAAUGGAAAAUACAGUGUGAAUAAGUUUGUACCAGAGCAUAACCAUGAGGUUGUUACACCAACGAAGGUGCACAUGUUAAGGUCACACAAAAGCUUGACUAAUUAUCAAAAAGCUGACAUAGAUAUCAUAAAUGAUUCAGGAAUAACACCACGAGUAGGUGUCGAAUAUUUUAGUAGACAAGCUGGAGGUCGAGAGAAUAUGGGUUUCACGCCAAUUGAUUACAAGAACUACUUACAGAGAAAGCGAAUGAAAGCGAUGGAAAAGGGUGAUGCAGGAGCUGUUUUAGAGUACUUUCAACAAAAGCAAAUUGAUGAUCCGUCUUUCUUUUAUGCUAUAAAAGUGGAUAAAGUUGAUCAAAUGAGGAACAUGUUCUGGGCAGAUGGAAGGUCAAUAGUGGACUACAGUGUUUUUGGGGAUGUCAUUUGCUUUGAUACUACCUAUAGAAUAAAUAGCUAUGGAUGA
Molecule: messenger RNA, 480 nt
Organism: Magnolia sinica
Lineage: Eukaryota; Viridiplantae; Streptophyta; Magnoliopsida; Magnoliales; Magnoliaceae
Product: protein FAR1-RELATED SEQUENCE 5-like
Exons: 1
Coding region: 1-480 (159 amino acids)
Source: RefSeq, a predicted model, not a curated record